Fraxinus pennsylvanica is the source of this 417-nucleotide messenger RNA. The record is from the annotation of a GenBank genome assembly. NCBI's taxonomy places the organism in Eukaryota, Viridiplantae, Streptophyta, Magnoliopsida, Lamiales, Oleaceae.
AUGGCAACAAUUGAAAUGGAAAAUGUGGAAUGUGUUCCUUCAUCAGAAGGCAUUGAAGAUGAAGAGAUCCAAAAUGAUAAUAAUCGGCAUUCUUCAAAGCCUCAUAAUGUGGUGCUUUCUGGAAUUUGCAGUGGCAGAGUCCAUGAAUUGCUUGAAUGCCCUGUUUGCACCAAUUCUAUGUACCCACCAAUCCAUCAGGGAACUGGCAAUGGAGUUUUGGCGGUAUUACGAAUUUCAAGGGCGGAUUUUGAUGAAAGGAGAAGUUUCCACAUAUAUCCUUUUGUGUUAUGCUCUUUUGCUGUAAAGAAGGAAAAAUAUUGCCCCCUUCCAAAACCACUGCUGGUAUUCUCCUCCCAGAGAAGUCCUCCAAGGUAUCAUUUGUAUAGGGAUGAAGAUAUCUUGGGGAACUCUUCAUGA